AUAAAAAACAAAGGAUGGUUUUUCUUAUCAGAUCCCUAUUACACAGAAAAACAAAACGACUAUCAGGUGGUUGGGACAUCCUUACGGUGCGGAUCCAAAAACAAGCCUAGCCAUGCACCGACCAGAGAACCUUCGGGUUAUUGCCGAAUGAAAGCGUAAUGUGGGAAGAGAGCCAAGCAGCUGGAAGGCUAGAAGAGAACCAGCGUCGUUUCGAUCGCCAAGCAAGUAGUCGAUAGACUACGGCGGAUAGGCGGAUACGCAUAUCGCUAUAAUCGAAUUAGGAAAACACCCACCACUCAAUUAAAAUGGCGAAAAUUUGUAGACUAACAAUGGAUUCAAUUUGUCUUCAAUUGCUGAUAGGGAUAAGUUUGGUUAUGCCACUAAAAUCACGGAGUUUUGUUUGGAAGGACUGCGGCUGUUAUAAAUCCCUGAACUCCAAUGGCGGAUUGCAUGCACAGUGCCUUGGAAUUGGCGAAAAUUUGGAUUGGGAUUGUUUGGAGCUACACGAGUUGAAUAGUCUGGAUAUUUCACACAACAAUCUCACGGAAAUUCCGGCAGUUCUGUUCUCCUCAAGGUUCAGCAAUCUUACUGAUCUGAAUGUGUCCUACAACAACAUUACAAAGAUUCCCGAUACAGUUACCCUCCGUUUUGAUCGACUGAACAUUGCUCACAAUCAAAUAUCUGAAUUGCCCGCUAUGCCGAAUAAUACGACGACUACCUUAAAGGAUUUUAAUGUUACUUAUAACAAUUUGACAUCCCUUCGUUCUCUGCUAAGUGAGAUUGCAGAUCAUAUUGAAUCGGAGGGCAACCCAUUGAAAUGCGAAUGCAAUAACAACACACUUAUUAACCUCAUAUACGCGCGACUUGGGAAUGGACAACUAAAAGGGGUGAUGUGCACGGAAAAUUGUACCUCCAAAUUUCAAUCAAUCACAAAUGUACCAACUUGUCAAAGACAAAUUAAUGAGGAGUAUAACGAACCAAAUAUUCCGUGGGACAUAACAAUUCUAGUAUCAGCAGUCCUACUCCUGUUUUAUAUCACAUUGUCUUACAAUGCAAUUGAAGGCGAAAAACUCUGUUGUUUGAUGAUCGUUGAUUGGCUUCUUUUUCUCGUGGGUUUUGGUUUUUACGUCACAAAUAGGAUGUAUCUUUAGGGUUGUUCAACCCUAUGUGUGCCUGGGUCGUCCUACGGAAUCGGAACGAUUAUUUAGCACGGCAGGCAAAAUUAAUAUCGGUUAGACGUUGCUCUUUGAAAUCUAGUGUCGUAAACAAACUUUUAUAAACCAAAAUCUUAAAAAUUAUCCCCAAUUCUUGUUU
Molecule: messenger RNA, 1314 nt
Organism: Drosophila willistoni
Lineage: Eukaryota; Metazoa; Arthropoda; Insecta; Diptera; Drosophilidae
Product: probable serine/threonine-protein kinase DDB_G0278509
Exons: 4
Coding region: 306-1151 (281 amino acids)
Molecular function (GO): protein binding
Source: RefSeq, a predicted model, not a curated record